AUGCGUUGUCCCUAUCCCAAGGCAACUCUUAUCAAGUUCUUCGACUACCUACGAUGGUCACAAGAACAGCCAACAGGGGCUAGUGUCACGCAAGAGUACCACAAUGCGACAACCACCUCUGGCGAAAUUCCCUUAUACGUGGCCGUCCGAGAAGACCGGCUUUGUGCGAUCAAGUGGUUAGCGGGGGACUAUCCACCUACCAUGCUGUUCGCUAACCCGAGGGUACCGAUCAACAUUAACGUGUUAAACGUAGCCGGCUACAGCCCGUUCGACGAGUGCCUUUCCCGGUUUACCGAUGCCAGUGUCGCGGUCUUUGCCCGUAUUCUACCUCUCCAGACAGACUUCCUGCCGGGCUUAGGCGGCUCGGUGGCCCUUCCAACCUUUCAAGUAACCGAGGUCCUCGUUUCCAAAUUCGUUGCUGUGGCGGAUACCGAGCGGGUUCGGCUCGAGGCUGCGCGUGGAGCCAAGGCCAUCAAAGAACGGGAGUUCCGUAUGCUACGGGCUAAUUCUCGGCGUAUCAUUGGGCGGAAAUGGCGGAUUCUCUCGAAGCAGCUCCGGCCAGCAUGGUUUACCUCCAUAGAGUUCCGUCGGGCAUUUCGCGGGCUCGCAACAAAUAAGAAUCAUUGGCUCCGUGCAAGCCUACUAAGCGGGAAGGAUACUAUCACAAGACAGUCCAGUAGAUUUGAUCGUGAUAACGUUUAG
This is a messenger RNA of Penicillium antarcticum, 702 nucleotides long. RefSeq lists its product as uncharacterized. The record is from RefSeq and is a predicted model, not a curated record. Bases 1 to 702 code for a protein of 233 amino acids. The transcript has a single exon. Lineage: Eukaryota; Fungi; Ascomycota; Eurotiomycetes; Eurotiales; Aspergillaceae.